AUGAAAAAAGAAAAUGACGGUGAGGACUCCUUCUCCUUUCCCCCUGAAAGGGAUAUUUCGAAUUUGUAUCGAAAGGACCAUUAUAUGAAGCACUGUCAUGUUAAGAACCACAUCGAGCCAAUAGCAUUGGAAGAUGAAGUUCACAUUUUAAAAAGAGAGGAACACCAAUCGUUUAAAUUAAGCGACAUUUUAAAAACAUUGGAAAGAAUAAAAGAAGAAAAAAAUGAACCACCAAGUGAAGAUAUCAUUUUACCAGAAUACGUAGAGCAUGAAAAAGUUGAACAAGAAGAAGAGAGCCAAGAAAGGAUACAUUGUGGGGUGUAUCUACACGAAAUAAACAUAACAGACAAUUCAUAUUUCCAUUCACGCUAUGACGAUAUAAUAGACGACUACUCCAAUCCUAUACGCAUAAAGGGUGACAUGUACGUAAGCAACAUUGUCCACUUCGAAGACUCUUCCACUUAUCGUUCCGUCUUUGAGGUGCAUAGAGUAGAGUGGUUCUUAGGGUUAGAAAUCAACGAAAAAAGAAUACACGAAAUUGUCCCCUACACCCAGGGGAUGUCUUUUCGAAUCCCAUUUGAAGCGUUAGGGAAAUAUAUAUUUUGUAAAGCCUACAGAAAUGUGCACUUAAAUUCGGAGUAUCAAAAAGGGGCAAGGAACACCGUCUUCGAUCCACAUACUCUAGAUAAGAAGCCUGUCAAAUUUAAAGUAGAACCCAAAUGUGUUGAAAAAUGUUCUAUUACGUCUAAAGGACCAGUCCUAAUAUCCAUAGAUAGCGCCUUCCAAAUAUUGACAUUUUUGUGCAACAAUAAUUAUUCCAUCCAGGUGGUUGUUGAAGACCCGCUGGAUAAUUUCUGCAACUUGUCCAACUCAUCUCUAUCCGAUGACGAGACAGUUACGACUACAUCCAACGGGACGAACCUAACGGAUGUGAAACACCGCUUCCUUGCUACCCUGUCCAUCAACUUUGAUGAGAUUAAAUUUGGCGUAACAAAUUGGGAAACCGGCGAGGAGGGCCAACCCCCCAUUGGUGCAACGUGCCAUACGCAGGGUGUCAGACCAAACAAUGAUAACCGAAGAAACGCUGCUUUUGAUUUCUUUCGCCUGUUCGAUUUCCAAAAUGAUGGUGCGAACAGCUCAUCCGAUUCGAGAGCAGAAAAAAAAAAUAACAUUAGUGCGGAUGAAGAUGGUCAAAAAAGCGCAGAAGGCGUAGAACCGCUCCAAAGCGCUGGGCGAAAUGCACACAAAAAUGGGAGUCUUAAAAUAGAAGGCAACAAAACCGAAUUGACGCUUAACUUGUACGAAGUAGAAUUCAGACUAUCCAGUAAAGAUGACUGCGUUGUCGUCAGCAUUGGAAUAAAUCUACAGAGAUCAUUUAAAUUUGUCAAAUACAAAAUGGUUACUAUCAAGCCGCUUGGGAGGAACACCUCCGCGAAUGACCUGUGGCUAAUACUGGUGGCUUUCAAAUCUGCGCACUCAUAUAAAGAAGUUUUUAAAAAAAAUGCAAAAGUAAUUUACACGAAUACGAAUAUUUCGUUCGUUCAAAAUAUAAUAAACAAUUAUUUGACAAAAUCGAUGGAAAGAAAUGCCGACGGAGCUAUGCCUCUCCAGAAGAUAAACACAAUUUUUAACGAAACGGGGUGA
Molecule: messenger RNA, 1644 nt
Organism: Plasmodium coatneyi
Lineage: Eukaryota; Apicomplexa; Aconoidasida; Haemosporida; Plasmodiidae
Exons: 1
Coding region: 1-1644 (547 amino acids)
Source: RefSeq, a predicted model, not a curated record